AACAAUACGCGUUACAAUAAAUUGAUAAAAUAAUAAAAUAAAGACUAAGUCGCGAGUUAAGUUAGGCGCUUUCGAUUCAUUACGCCCAUUAUAUUCGGCUAAGUGUAAAUUGUCGCCUGCGCCAAACACCACCCUAAUCCAACCCAACUAAGCCGAAUUGCAAACAACGACGACAGCGCGAACGCUGUGCAUACUAGCACUGUUGUUGUUGUUGUGCUGUGUUGUGUUUUUGAGUGUCGUUUGGGAGAUCGCGUCAAAUUUAAGCAAACAAGUGAGCGGGAGUAGUGGAUUGUGUCGUGGUUUCGUAGAGUGCCUCGUAUUUUUUUUUUGUAUAUUUUAUUUCAAAUGAAGUAACGAACUAAAUAAGUGACAAUGAAGUGAACUUCUCGUUGUAGACACGACCAACAUCUUGGUACAAAAAUUGUUGAUGUUGUCACGCUGUCACAAUAUCCGUCUAACUACCACCAGCUUUUCGUUGUCGUGGUCGUGGUCGUCGUCAUUAUUACCGUUGACGUUGUAUGCUAACGGCUUAGAUCGCUUUUCAUCGGGCUUAAGGUGUUCGUCGUGUGCGCGGAACCUCAUUAUCGGCAACGGUCGUCGCUGCAGCCAUAGUCAGUGCCAAAGCUAUAGCUACAGCUACCGCCGACGCAGCUGCAAUGAGUGAUCUCCGCAGCACACACACGAUCGCCCAGCGUCGCAGCCACGAGCGCACAGCGGCAGCAGCAGCAGCCACCUUAGUGGCGGCAGUUAGCUUUAUUACCGCAAAACUAUCUGCGAAGUUAAAACGUAUCUGAGGUUUCAAUACCGUUUUGGUGUGUUUUCGAGUUGGUCGUGUUUAGCUCCUAAGCGUCUUUACGGUUGUGCAGUACAUAUAUUAUACAACAAUACUACUGAGAUAUUGAGAAACAAAAAAUAAUAUAUAAUUCUAAAAAUAAAUUAAAUAUUUUAAAAACUUACAAUCAUUAGAAUAAAUUUUGAAAGUGUUUUGAAUAUUAAAAAGCAGUUUGUGCUUCCUUUUUUCGAGGAAAAAAUUAAAUUAUAAUUAAAAAAAAAUCAGGGGCUGCUGCUGUUGAUAAACGCAUUAACAAUUUUGUUGCUUGAAUAAUUUGGCUUAAGCCUUAGUAACGGCGACGACGACGACAACGAAGCCUGGUGCCCAUAAGACAUUUCGUUCGGCGAAUUUCGGUUGUAGCAAAAAAGGCACACAGCAGAACUUAAAUAAAAAAAUACUUAUCGUUACUCGGCGAUUAUAACAACAUAUACGAAGCGUAAUUAAAACAAAACGCAAAAUAUCGGAAUAAAAGGAAAACCCAGCGUACAACGCUUAAUUAACGCGUCGUUGGCGACUUUGCACGCUUUUACAGCAGCCGAACAACAGAGCUGUUGUGCAUUUCAUGUGCCUUUAACGAUCUUUUCUAGAUUUCGGGUGAUGUUUGUAGCCGUUAAUUUUAUUCGUAUAUAAUUGAUGGGAAUCACCAAAGCGGAACUUCUUGGUCAAUUAGUCUAAUCAGCUUUAAUUUAUACAUAAAUAAAACGAAAUAGCAAUUGAUAACAACAAUAAUAAAGAGAACGCAAUAGAAACAGUGAGCGCAAAGAGAGAGAGACUUUAUAAUAAGGAGAAGUUAUUCAAGGCUUGUGAUUUAUUUGAGCUGACAAAAUGACAGGUUUCAGCAACGGAGGUUUCGAAAACGAUGAACCAGUGAAGCCAAAAGCUGGUUUUGAGCCAGACACAGCAUCACUCAGAGAGAAAGUCAUUUUAAAUCCGGGCGAAAAAUGGCGCAUUUUGAAAAAUAUCACCAUCAUAUCAUUUGCAUUCAUGGUACAAUUCACAGCGUUUCAGGGCACGGCCAAUUUACAGUCCUCGAUUAAUGCCAAAGAUGGCUUAGGCACUGUGUCGUUGAGCGCAAUUUACGCGGCGCUCGUCGUCUCAUGCAUCUUCCUACCCACACUUAUUAUACGCAAAUUGACUGUGAAAUGGACGCUGGUCUUCAGUAUGCUGUGCUAUGCGCCGUACAUUGCCUUCCAAUUGUUCCCAAAAUUCUACACAUUGGUUCCUGCUGGUAUUCUAGUCGGUUUGGGUGCCGCUCCUAUGUGGGCAUCUAAGGCCACCUAUUUGACACAGGUCGGUCAAGUUUAUGCGAAAAUAACCGAACAAGCUGUGGAUGCGAUAAUUGUGCGGUUCUUCGGCUUCUUCUUCUUGGCCUGGCAAACGGCCGAGCUGUGGGGAAAUCUGAUCUCUAGUUUGGUGCUUUCGAGCGGCGCUCAUGGAAGUGGCGGCGAUGCCAACACAACCAUCUCCGAAGAGGAUCUGCAAUACUGCGGUGCCAACUUCUGUGUGCAAGUAUCCAAUGGACAUGGCAACUUGAACCGCCCACCAGAUCAUGAAAUCUUCGAAAUCACCAUGAUCUACUUGUCUUGUAUUGUUGCUGCUGUUGCCAUUAUUGCUAUCUUCUUGGAUCCACUAAAACGUUAUGGUGAGAAACGUAAGGGCUCACAGUCUGCACAAGAAUUAUCCGGCAUGGAAUUACUAUCGGCCACUUUCCGUCAAAUGAAGAAGCCAAAUCAACAGCUGCUCAUUCCCAUCACCGUUUUCAUUGGCAUGGAACAGGCUUUCAUUGGUGCCGAUUUCACACAAGCUUAUGUGUCUUGCGCUUUGGGUAUCCAUCAAAUUGGUUUCGUGAUGAUCUGUUUCGGCGUGGUCAAUGCGAUUUGCUCGAUUCUCUUCGGUUCGGUGAUGAAAUAUAUUGGACGUCUGCCCAUUAUUAUACUCGGCGCUAUCGUGCAUUUCACACUUAUCUCCGUGGAAUUGUUCUGGCGUCCCAGCCCCGAAAAUCCGCUCAUCUUCUACGCUAUGUCUGGUUUGUGGGGUGUCGGCGAUGCUGUAUGGCAAACACAAAUUAACGGUCUAUACGGUCUACUCUUCCGUCGCAACAAGGAAGCGGCCUUCUCCAACUACCGUCUCUGGGAGUCAGCCGGUUUUGUUAUCGCCUAUGCAUAUGCUACAACAUUGUGUGCGCGCAUGAAGCUUUAUGUGCUUAUGGCCGUGUUGGCUUUGGGAUGCAUUGGCUAUACUAUUGUAGAGAUUCUGUACAGAAGAAAGCAACGCAAGCUAAAGAAACAAGAGAAAUUGGAGGCUGCCGCCAAGGAGAAGGAAGCCGCUGCAGCAGCAGCCGCCGCCGAGGCUAAUGCCACCGCUGAAGUGGAGGAGACCGACGAUGAGCUGGAUGAUCUCGAAGAGGAUAUUGUUGUGACGCAUUUCUAAGUCCAACUCCGCAUACAUACACACACAUACACACAUACUCAUACAUUCACGCAUCUGCAAAACAAAUACGCCUUCCAUAAAGUAAUGCAACCUAGCAUGUAUGUAUGUAAAAUACAUAUAUGUAUGUAUGUAUGCAUGUGAAAGUUUGAAUCGGUGUUGACUGUAGAAGCUCCUUGCUGAAAGCUUAAGAGCACCACAAGUCACACACACACACACAUUUAUACAGACACUCAAACGAUGAAAGCUUUUGUUUUUGUUUGUUAAUCUCGUAUGAGAGCUUUUAAGUGUUGGCGUGUAAGCGUGUUUGAUAACUUUUUUGUUUCUUUAUUUAGACUACAAGAAAAGCUCUUUUAUAAAAGGGCGUAUAUGUACGUAACACAAAAAUGCGCAUAAGUCAAAAAUUCAUUUUUAAGCUACGAAAGUGAUUUUUUGCAUGAACGCACGCGUUUCGAGCAAUUUUACCCUCCCCCAGUUGUUACUUUGUUGUAUUGUAUACAAUUUUGCAUACAAAAAGACAGAAGUUUAAAGUAAAUAGUAGCAGAAGUAAUAACAGUUAUGAUUAUUGAAAGUAAUGUGUUAUAAAGUUUAGUAGUUAUUUAGUUCAAUAAGUACAAUAGAAACAUUGCAAACACUUACACAAGCACAUACACACACACACACAACGCGUUAACAUAGAAAAAGUCCACUCAGAUCAUAUAAUAAUAAGCUUACAAGAAAGUAAGUGCAAUUUGUAAAUAACUAAACCGAAAAGUAAUCAACCGAAGACAGCACAGAAGAGCGGAGCAAUCAGUAAGAACUGUAGAAAACGAUAAAAGACGAAGAGAAAUUGUUAAAGAAAAAAACUAUUUAAAACCAAAACUGUACAAAAACAAAAGCUGCGCAGAAUGAGAGAUAGAUUUUUGAAAUUUUUUUCUUUCGGAGCAUUAUAAAAACAAAGGGCGGCUUCAGAAUUAGUGCCCAUCGCAAAGCAAAAGAAAAAAAAUUAUAAAAUGUGAGGCUAAUGGUGUGCUGUUUAGUGCCUUACAAGCUCACACACCAACGGCGCUUACAAAAUAAAUGAACAAAAACUAAUUAAAAACACUGUAAACUAUUAAUAGACGUGCUUUCCAAAAGCCGUUCAAUAAUUGCAAAAAUUAAAUUUGCAAAAAAAAUUUUGUGAAAAAAUUUGCUUAAAUAAGACAAACCGAAAAUAUUAAUGUAUACAAGCUAUUGCCCGAAGUAGAUGGCAAAAAGAAAAUUAUAAUACACAUACAUAUAUAUAUACAUACAUAUAUACAUAAAAAUUAGUUUUAAGUAAACCGUUAUGCUCGUAAGACCCCUCUAGUAUAAAAGUAUAUAGGUAUAAAAUGUGAAAUCAACGCUCAAAAACAAAAAAUAUUGCAAUAAAAAGGAAAGCACAAAUUACUAGACGUGCUAUUUAAAGAAGAAAAGAAAAUAAUAAUAUGUAAUAGUAGGCACGCAUACAUUUGUGAGUGAGCGCAUAAUUAACAAACAUUUAAAUUUAUGUUGUUUUUAUUUUAAAUAAAUUUAAAUAAUGUUUUUAUGCGCACACAAAUAAUUUUUUUAAUAAUUUAAUUCUUUUGCGUUUGCUUUUCAUUACGUCUUUUGAGAAGCCGAAUUGUAGUAGAAAUAGUAACGUUAGCUUGUGCAACUCAAAAAAUAUUCCAGUUAAUAAAAACUAAAUUUAAAAAAUUAGUUACAGUAAAUAAAAAAUUAAAUAUAAUAAUAAAAAAAUUAGUUACACUAAUUGAAAAAUUAUAUACAAUUUAAAAAAAUUAAUUACACUAAUUGAAAAAUUAAAUGCAAUAAUUAAAAAAUUAAUUACACUAUUUGAAAAAUUAAAUGCAAUUUAAUUACACUAAUAGAAACAUUAAAUGCAGUAAUUGAAAAAUUAAUUACAAUAAUUAAAAAAUUAAAUACCAUGAUUGAAAAAUUAAUUACACUAAUUAAAAAUAAUAAUUACACUAAUUGAAAAUUUAAAUACAAUGAUUGAAAAAUCAAUUUUGAUAGUUAAGAAAUUAAGUACAAUAAUUAAAAAAUUAAAACAGUGAUUAAGAAAACUAAAAUAAAAUUUUUUUUUUAUGUAAAUUUUCUGUUAAAGCCCUAAAAAUUACUUAAUAUGUAUACAAAUUGCUUGAAAUAAAAGGCAUAUACUUGAAGAAAAGUUAUUAAAAAAUGGAAAUAUACGAGUAUGAUUCACAAUGAGUAACAUAAAAUGUACUUAUAUAUUUUGCUCAGUAUUAUAAUGUUAAUGUUUAAGUGAUGCUUUUUUUGGAGAAAAUAGCUUAUACUUCACUAUCACCCUAUCUGUGUAUUACUCAUUAUAUUUCUUAACAUGUAUCUUUCGUGGAAAAGUUUAAAAACAAAAAUUAAUAAAUAUUCUUCUUCUUUUUUUAUUUAAUUUUGCUGUCUAUAUAAAGUUGAACAUUUUACUGUUUUUACUACACUCAAUCUCCGCUUCCUUUCACAGAACUUUCUCACUUUCAUUUUCUUAUAUAUUAAAAUUAGACGACAAAUAACCAAAUUAUUUUCUAUUUCUUCACUAAUUAUUUAGUACGCUUUUUACGCUCAUAAAUACGUAUGCAUACUUGUUUUCCUUUUAUUUUAACUGCAUAUGUAUGUAAUAACAUAACCUGCAUUUUUAUUAUAGUCCUUUAAGUAGUUUUAUUGCAACCUUACACUUCCUUUCCUGUUCUGGUUCACCUUAACUAUGUACAUACCUGUGUAUUAUUUGAAGAUAACUGAAAUCCACAUACGAGUACAUACUUACAAGUUGUGGUUUUAUUUUAUAUAGCUGCUACCUGCAUACAUAUAUAGCAAUUAUAUACUUAUAAGUAUAAGACAAUAAGCAAGAAAAAAAAUUAAUAACAUUAAAUGUGGACUUCAUGUAUAAUCUAUUAUGUAAUAAAUGCAAUAUACUAAAUAUAUUUAUAUUAAACAAAAAAAUCAUAUCGUAUUAAAAAUUGUAUGCGUAUGUGUAUUGUACGCAUAUGAAGAUAAAAUUUUUAAGUGUAUGCAUAGUUAUGAAAGGGAAGCGAAGUGGUAAAAGCAAUUGUAUUGAAUAAAGUUAUAUAUAUAUAUCUAUAUAUAUAUAUAUACGAGUACAUAUAUGUUAAUAAAUACACUAUUGAAAUAUACAAUUCGAUAGCAUAAUUUGCAAUCUGUAGUAUAAUGUUAACGUAAUAUUACAAAAUGAAUAAAUAAAUAUAAAUUUACGAUGUAAUAAAUGAA
Molecule: messenger RNA, 6493 nt
Organism: Bactrocera oleae (olive fruit fly)
Lineage: Eukaryota; Metazoa; Arthropoda; Insecta; Diptera; Tephritidae
Product: UNC93-like protein
Biological process (GO): regulation of muscle contraction; regulation of potassium ion transport
Cellular component (GO): plasma membrane; striated muscle dense body
Molecular function (GO): potassium channel regulator activity
Source: RefSeq, a predicted model, not a curated record